AUGUUCAAGCAGUUCGCCAACUCGGCAAUCCAAGUACCAGACGACUAUACUGGAGUCUCCAACAUGAUAUGCGCCCAUGCUUCUGCAACAUACGGCGAUGCAUCACAUCCCGUUGCUUUUCGACUAGGUAAUGGUGGCGCUGGACACACUGGCAUCCUUCGCCUACUCUGCGAAUACUUCAUCGCCACUCGGGGAGGAGGUUUCUGUAUUGAAUGGGUAGCAAACCACAGUCGACACUCGCAAAUUGCAUUGCUGGGAGAUGUGGUCCAAGUAGCCUUGACGUAUGAGCCCGAGUACGAGGGUCUUGCUAUCGCAGAGGGAUGGGCGAAACGAGUGGCCAAAGUGUUCAAUGACCACUUCAUUCUGGUCGGGCCAGUUUCCAAUCCAGCUGGCGUUGAUAUCGGUGCCGAGAUCGCAGAUGCUAUGCAAGCAAUUGCGAAGUACGGUUCUUCAUCACACCAAAGCCAUAAUCAAGGACUCUUCCACACCCGCGGCGAUGGCUCAGCAACAUUCUACAAAGAACUGGCGUUAUGGAAACUCGCUGGCAUCGAUAUAUCUUCAACAGAGUCAUGGAGACUCACCAAACCGGGGACGCCUUACGAAGCUCUUGUGACGGCAGAUCGCACAGGCGCAUACCUCAUCACCGAUCGUGCCACAUACCUUACAGCCAAACGAGACAGAGCGCUAAGCAAUAUCAUACCCUUCGUUGAGGGCGGGCGGCAAUUGCUGAAUCCUUGCUCUGCACUUGUCAAUCUCAAAGCUCCUCGCAAUGAGCUGGCAACAGAGUUUGCUUCAUGGCUGGGGAGUGAGGAAGUCCAGCAGAUAUUGAGCAGUUAUGGGCAGAGAUGGUCUGUUGCCACUCCCGUAUUCUCCGUGGCGAAACAGGACGAUGUGAGAUUCUCAGAGAGAUUGGUAGCAAAGCUGUAG
Molecule: messenger RNA, 927 nt
Organism: Aureobasidium uvarum
Lineage: Eukaryota; Fungi; Ascomycota; Dothideomycetes; Dothideales; Saccotheciaceae
Source: the annotation of a GenBank genome assembly